Molecule: messenger RNA, 537 nt
Organism: Labrus bergylta (ballan wrasse)
Lineage: Eukaryota; Metazoa; Chordata; Actinopteri; Labriformes; Labridae
Source: RefSeq, a predicted model, not a curated record
UAUCCUGAGUGGGUGGAGCACAUCAGCAGCACAGAAAAAGACCUCAGCAGUGAUUACACCAUGCCCUGCAUUGCCAGUGGCAAACCUAAACCACAUAUCCGCUGGCUGAAAAAUGGAGAACUGACUGACAGGAAAGAAAUGAAGUUCAGCAGAUUGAUGUUUGAAGAUUCAGGGAUGUAUCAGUGCAUCGCGGAGAAUCGCCACGGAGUCAUAUACGCCAAUGCGGAGCUGCGUGUGUUCGCCUGUGCUCCCACAUUCAAACACAACCCAGUGAAGAGAGUCCUGGCUGCGAGAAACGGCCGGGUGGUGAUUCAAUGUCGACCCAAAGCGGCUCCAAAGCCGAGCUUCUACUGGAGCAAAGACACCGAGCUGCUUCAUAACUCUACCAGGGUGUUCAUCUGGGAUGAUGGGAGUCUGGAGAUCCUUAACGUGACCCAAGCAGAUGAAGGAAAGUACACCUGCUUUGCGGAGAAUGACAGAGGGAAGGCCAACAGCACGGGCACUCUGCUGGUUACAGAGUCCACAAAGAUCACCUUG